UUAGUCAGUCAGUGUGGUGAGCUCGUGGUGAAUUAAGCAUGCACGUGGUACUGCUGGUGAAUCUCGAUACGAAGCGCAAGAAACAUGCGUCCUUCUUCAAGGCCAUCGCGACCGGUGAUACAAAGUUGCUAAUCAUGACCGACGCACUCAAGAUGACCGACAUGCAGCAGCGCGCCAGUAUCGAGUUCGAGCGCCAGCGCCACCUGGCAAACUGGCUGAUCGAGUCGAGCCCGCACAUGCCCAAACCGACCGCCGCCCAACAAAAGCAGCUCCAGCAACACCAACAGCAAUUGCAACAGCAGCAACUACAGCAACUAGCCGGUGGUGCAAUUACCGGCAAACAAGCGUCUAAAGCGGCAGCCAAACUCAAACAAAGUCCAAUGUUUCUUUUGGCAAAAAUUGGCCACAACAUGAACCUAGCCGUUGGUGGUGGCGGAGGAACUGGAGGCGGUGGUGGUGGUGGAGGAGGAGGAGGAGGAGGAGGAGGUGGUGGUGGGAACUCACUCGUAGCCGGUUCCACCUUCAACUCCCAGACGAACCUUCCGCUUCAAAUUCUCGCCCCGGGUGGUGGCCGCGAAGGAAACAAACCGAAGCUGCGACGGUUUAACUCGCACGACACCAGCGCCAACAUGUUCUCGGUGGCGGAGUUUGAGAACGCACGGAUGGCACGUCGGAACGAGCUGGAAAGUGCGGCUCUGCUACGUCAGCGGGCUCGCUACAAGCUCAACUCUCUCAAUUCUUCUGGAGGUGGUGGUGGUGGCGGCGGCGGAGGAGGAGGUGGUGCAGGAGGUGGCGGCGACUGCUCAACGGGGGAAAGCAAGGGUUCAAAGCUGAGCUCCAGCGAAUCAACCACCGAACCACUGUUUGCGGAACAAUUUCUCGAACGCUUCUCGUUGCCCCGUGUCAUUCGCCUGUCGUACACUUCCUCCACCUCGCCGAUGCCGGGCGGUGGUCAGGGUGAUCAGACGAUGACUUCCUCUAGUUCGGCCGAAUCGAGCAGUACGGCAGAACGGCCCAGCAAUGGUUCCAAGGGAGGCGGCAAGUCGAAGAAGGGCAAAGGGUCGGCCACGAUCGGUGGCGAUCUGUUUCUGCUGUAUCGGUAUAUGCGCGGCUAUCGGAGCUACCACGUGUUCAACACCAAGGCGGGCACUAGUCGAAAGAAGGGCUACAAGAUACCGCACGAUUUUCCCGGUUACUUCUCGUUCAUCAACGACAAGGGCGCACCGACGGCCACCGUGUAUACGACGAUCGUGCAACUGGUAAGGGAUCAGGUGUACAAGUUCCUGUCGCUGGAUAACCUUUCCGCUUACACCGAAUCGCAUGACAACUUUAGCCACAAAACGCACUACGUGAAGGCGACAGCCAAGGCGGGUCAGGUAUACCGACUGUUGGCAGUCUUCCAGGAUGGAGAUCACAAGUCUUCCACGUCGCCCUCUAGUCACAAGGAUGCGUCCGGUGCUGGGAACGCUAACGUUGGUGGCCGCGAGAAGGAACGGGGCAAGUACGCGCAGCUGUUGGACGACAAUCGUCAGAUAUACUACGUGUCGCUGUCCGCCAAAGGCAAGUUCUACGAGAUAGAGCAGCAUAGUGCUCCAGUUCUUCAGAAGUACACCAACUUUGGCAACCAUCAUCAGCUGCACAGCCUCAAUGGGAAUAAUACGAGCAGCAGUAGCGUUGGGACCAAUGGUGGAAACCAGACGUCCCAACAGCAUCAACACAUGCACCAGAACCACCAGAACCAGCAGCAGCAGCACCGAAAACCGAAACAACUGAGCAGGGAUUGUGUGCAUCGGAUCGGGUUCAUAAUGCAGUCGGAGCCGUGUUUACCGCUAAACCUUAAGCUCAUCUCACCACAGACGGGGGCCCACUCCUCCACCGUACCUGAGUACGUCACGAUCGCAAAGAUCAGUGAGGAGAACUUCCUGAUUGCGUGCCCACUAGACGAGCAACAUCUGACGACGACUCUCACCCUUACCAAGCUACAUCUGACACCUCAGAUGAAGUUCGCCAAGUGUACGAUGGGAUUCGAGAACGAGCAGCACAUGUUCCUGAACGCAAACGUCCAGACAGUGCUCAAGUUCUGCCAGUUUAACUGUGACAACUUCCUGCGUGUAGUUGACCACGAAACCAAUGCAAUCGAACUGCUGCAAAUGACGGCCCUCUCGGUAGGACAGCAACAGCAGUCCUCCCUUACUAUGACUUCCAACACAACGACAACUACCGGCCCAAGUUCUCUAGGAUCAAGUGGCAGCGGUGGUGGUGGAAAGCACGAAUCGAAGAGUGGAGGAUCGGAUGUGCUCCGACGAUUCGGACGCCUGUUUGGUGGCGGUGGUUCCAGCGGUGGACACGAUCGAAAUGGCGGUUCCGGCCACGAGAAGGAAGAUUCCAUCAUAUUUUUAAGUAAAAAUGAUCUGGAAAGUCUCGAAUGCAAUGGUGCCGGUGGCCGAGAAUUGGAUGACCAUCAUCACCACUCUACUCCCUACCACCAACACCACCACCAUCACAGUUUGGUAGACGAACGGUCUACGCUCGGUGGACGAUCGUCGUCGGAUGGGGCCACCAACCACGAACCCCACUCCCUCCCAAUCCCUAGCUAUCGAAGCGAGAAGAUGAAAGUGUUUGCAUCGCCGAAUGGGAAAAGCAAACCGUCAACGACCACCCCAGCGGGCGCUACAUCCUCUUCCACUUCGAAAUGGUUCCGAGGAUUCGGAAAUCGUUCAAGUGCGAACGAAUCCGUAUCGGCGGAUGACGAGUGGGACAAGCGAACCAGUCUCGAUCGUUACCGGGACAUGUCGAAGCUCAUUCAGGAACGGUUCGGAACGUUGGGAAUGCUUUCGCUCUCAUCCCGUGCGGCCAGUACCGAUCGAAUCAGUGCGUUUGACGAUGGUACGAUCGUAAGCCACGACCCUUCUUCCUCGGUCGCCGGUGUCGGUGCUCGCGAGAAGUGUCUUUCGCUACAGCACAUCGAGCAGAAGAGUAAACCGGAUCUGGUACCACCCGGUCAUCACGGUUCCGGUGGUGAUGAAACGAUCCGCAACGAUGAGGACGAUGAUAAUGCUAGCGAACUGACAGCAUCCGAACUUGGGGACACAAUAUUCUUCCCACUUCGGCACAGCACCAACCAACAAUCAUUCAUGACGCAGAAGCUUUACAGCGAGUUCCACGUAAAGACGAAGCAGUACAGCAAAUCUUCCUCCAGCAUUCAGCAGCUGUUACAUCUUGCUAGCAAUGGUGGUAAUCGAUCUAGCGAACCUGCGGGUAGUAAGAAAAGUGCCCUCAAGAAUCGUUUCAGAAAUAGCGCCUCUAGCCACAAUGAGGUGGUACUAUCGUUCGAGGAUCUUCGCUACAUGAACAGGGAUAGUGAUGAGGGUGCUGAGGUGAAGGAGGAGAAACGUCCAACGAAGACAGUUUCCCUGCGAGAACCCCAACCACAACCGGGUGUAAGCGAAAGGACGAUUCUGGAUGAUUUACCGUACAGUAGUGUGCGUGAUUCGAUCGUACUGCAGGCGGAUGAUUCCGACCAGGACGACAGUAGCUCCGUACCGGCCGAAAGCAUUUAUGCGGAAAUUUGUACCGAGGCCACAGCAGCAGUGGUGGUCGUGGCGUCACCACCACCACAACCGAAACCGGAAAAACGGUUCGUUAGUAUACGCAUCAAUGUGCCGCCGUGCGAUAGUGUGGCGGGUGUUGGUUCGGUCUGUCUAAAUCCGGCCGGUGCUACCACGCAAACCAGCAGCAGCUGUAACAGCAACACCAGCAGCAGCAGUCGCUGCUCAUCGGCCGUUUCUAGUCCGAUCGAAGACAACAUUUACAACACGAUAAAAUAG
Molecule: messenger RNA, 3827 nt
Organism: Anopheles maculipalpis
Lineage: Eukaryota; Metazoa; Arthropoda; Insecta; Diptera; Culicidae
Gene: B4
Exons: 6
Coding region: 39-3827 (1262 amino acids)
Source: RefSeq, a predicted model, not a curated record